AUGGAAAAGCUUCUACUAAUUUCUCUGAUAAUUUUGAUGACUGCCACGUCAUCAGUGUCAUCCAUCAAAUGUCACCAAUGCGGUGGCGCUGAAAAGAUACCGGGAUUCGCAAAGUCUGCGUUGAACAAGCUGAAUAUCAGUAUUGAUAGUCUCUUUGGAGAUUGCAAGAAAACUUCUGGAAGCGACAUGUGCUCUAAUGGAACUUUUUGUCUUAAGAGAGCUAAAGUCUACCAAAUCGGCUACAGUGGUGUCAACUUGAAAUGGACUACUUAUACCAAGGGCUGCGCAACCCUCCGCGAGGAUAACAACCAGAUCCCUACCAACCAAUGCUAUGAGUUGGGACAAGUCAGCAACUCCACUUCAGGAUACACUGCAAAACGUGUCGAUUGCUACUGUCAAAAGGAUUUCUGCAAUUCUGCUAUGAGUCAAGGACCGAUGAUAAGUGCAGCGAUGGUUUUGUUGGUCAAGAUAUUUGUAUAA
This is a messenger RNA of Caenorhabditis remanei, 480 nucleotides long. RefSeq lists its product as uncharacterized. Bases 1 to 480 code for a protein of 159 amino acids. The record is from RefSeq and is a predicted model, not a curated record. The transcript has 4 exons. Lineage: Eukaryota; Metazoa; Nematoda; Chromadorea; Rhabditida; Rhabditidae.